Messenger RNA from Symbiodinium sp. CCMP2456, 565 nucleotides. The record is from the annotation of a GenBank genome assembly. NCBI's taxonomy places the organism in Eukaryota, Dinophyceae, Suessiales, Symbiodiniaceae.
GACGUGGCAGAGUCGCAGCAUCACAGAAGAGACCAACGGCUGGGAUCAGGUCUAUCUGGAGAAUUCGCACGCGACCUCAGGCCACCGCUGGUACCUGCGGAUGAUUUUGUGCUCCAAAGUGUACCUCGUGGUCUGUGACCGCCUACGCCUGCCGCCUUUCCUUCAGGUGCUUCUUGCCGCGCUCUGCAGCUACUUCGGCCCAGUGAAUGCUCUCAAUGCUUGUGAGUUGGGGGCUCCGAAGAUUGUCGUCUUCUGGUUGCUUCGCGACUGUUUCGUUUGGACGAGAUGGGUGGCAUGCUAUGGUGCUUUCUAUGUGUUCUGCUUCCAUUACCUGCGAAGCAUCGUAAAGCUCUUCUCUGUGAGAUUGCCAAGUGGACCUGUCUGGGCAGCGGCCGCCACCGCCUUCAGCAUGAUGCUGGGUAUGCUUAUGGCUCUUUUCCAUUACCCCAACCAGCUCUUGGAGAGCGGCGAGAAGGGCUCGUGGCUGAUGCCGCUCUUGGAGCUCGUUGUCACCACGCUUCAGCCAUCGCUCUUCGCGCUUGGCGCCGUGUACUGGCCGUUCAAG